Messenger RNA from Orcinus orca (killer whale), 1996 nucleotides. RefSeq names its product putative protein FAM172B. Gene Ontology annotation, cellular component: nucleus. Lineage: Eukaryota; Metazoa; Chordata; Mammalia; Artiodactyla; Delphinidae. The transcript has 2 exons. The record is from RefSeq and is a predicted model, not a curated record. Gene Ontology annotation, biological process: regulatory ncRNA-mediated heterochromatin formation. The coding region runs from base 224 to 1612 and encodes 462 amino acids. Gene Ontology annotation, molecular function: siRNA binding.
CACUUAGACGAGGAAUGAAGUGUCAAUUAACAUGCCCAACCUUUCCUUCUUUGCUGCUUUUACCUGCCAGGAGGUACAGGGGGGAGAAAGAGCCAAAGUCGAGAAUCAAAGGAAGAGAGGAAAGUAGGCGCUGAGAAGCUGGAAAUGAAACUGGAACACUGGUGGAAUUACGAGGAAGGCGUGGCAGGAGAGCGGCAAGCCAACCGGGAAGAGCCGCAGGCCGAUGAGACCCAAGGAGGGUGCUCGCGGGAGAAGGACAAAAAUGAAAAGGGGUGACGGGGUGAAGAGCGGCCGAGGCUUUGAUGACAGCUCGGAGUGGGUCUUCGACUCGCAGGGGCCCGCGAGACCCGGGAACCCUCCAUUGUGCGCGCCCCUCCACCCCACUCCAUUCCACUCCCCACUCCCCUCACCUCCUCCCCUCCCCGCCGCGCCCGAGCCCGAGCCCGAGCCGGAGCCCGAGCCCUCGCAGCUCCGGGCCGCAGCACCCGUCGUCGCCUGUUCCCCCGCUUUGCCCGAGUGGUUACCAGUGACUCAGGAACUGAGCUUCCGAAAAUUUAUAGAACAAUCUGAUUUACUAGAGGAACUUAAAUAUGACUUCAAUGAAAAAGCUGAAUUGAGACACACUGAGACACAUAAGCCUUUUGUCUUUAACUAUUAUAAAAAUGUCCUGGAGAGGAAUAGCAAGCGCUACCAGGCCCUUGGCCAUUUGCUUGAACAAUACAUUUAUGAACUUUUGGAAAAAGUGUGCAAAUUACAAAAAGUAUAUAUCCCACCAGAGGCUGAUAAGGAACCAAGAAGCUUCUUUUUCAUGAGUGAGAGAGCAUUAACAAGUCAUCAUUCUGCUCUUCUCGUCCUUCUUCAGGACCGUGGGGUCUUUAGAGCUGGUCAGUGGAGUCAGCAGGCAGUAAUACAUCAUGGUCUCCAACAUGGAAGUCAGAUACCAUGUAUUCAAAUGGCAUUGCAGGCACAUUAUGAUGUAAUUGUGCUAAACCCCAACGACAAUUUUGUGGACCUGCAGACAGAAAAAGAGUGGAAAGGCCUUUUAACACAAAAUGUUGAGUCUCCUUCCAGAAAAAUGGUUCAGACUGAGAGCUUUUUAUCUCUCCAGCAGUCUCUCCAAUGUAUUCCAAAAAGAUGCAGCAACACUCCUGAAGAACACAUGGCUUAUAUUUGGGAUUACUUCAUUUCAAAGGCUGAAGGCAAGGAUGUUGCCUUCCUUGUACAUGGUUAUGGAGGCUUGGUUUUUAUGGACUUGCUUGUUCGUAGAAAGUGGGAAGUAAUGAGCAAAGUAUAUGCUGUUGCACUUAUUGACUCUGAACAUCAUGUAGGACACCAGCUGGGGAGUGACAUCCAGUUAUUAGCAUGGAUAAAGCACCACUGCCGUGAAUGGGUGACAAGUCCAAAGCCUUUGGAUAAACCUGCAGCUACUGUUUUGAAAAAGGAGUUUCCCACGGUUUCUGCUGGUACAGAAGAACACAACUUAGCCCCUUCCUCUAGCCUUCAGUCAAUUUUUAAAUACUUCAGAAAAUCUUUGAAAGCCAAAGCAGCUAUUAAUUUCUCUCGAGUGCCCAUAGUAACUAGAAGCUCCACAAAAAGAAAGCAAAGUGCUUAAGUUACUUUUUUGCCAUCUAAGAUUGUUUUGUCCCACUGAAACUUUGCUAAUGUAGAUGCUAGAAGAAAAAGAAUACUUCCAACUCAUAGGCAGUAUGUUCUGGCUUGAAAUUUGAUUUGUUAACUCUUUUAAAAAGUGAGUAUGUUCUCUUCCGUAGCCUAUUGAUGAACCAGGAAGUCAGUCAGUACUAUCAUUAAUAUUUUACAGUAUUAGUCAAAUUAAGAGUAGUCUAGUUAGAGGAUCUUCUUUUGAAAAGAUUUCUCAGUUUCAUAGAAUGACACCAAAACUGUAGUUGAUAGAAAUUAAAGACUAAGUCAGUGUUUGACUUCUGCAUUCUUAAUGCUGUAUUAAAAAUAUAAGUGAACAUAAAAAUUAAACAUCAUA